AGCGCAGUUCCAGUGACGAGGAUAAACGCGUACGGUGGAUUCCCGCCACUCCGGCGGCUGCGCGUGGGCAUCAGUGAGAGAGUUCCAUAUAAAAGCUCCAGCAUCCUCUUCAGCCUCUGACACUCUCUGUUUGAAUGAUACAGUGUCUCCUCUUCCUCCUCCUCCUCCUCCUCCUGUGUUUUCUCGGAAACAUUUUCCCGCAGUAGAAAUUCAAAUUCUCGUCUAUGGUUCUGACUCAAGCUUCCAAAAUGUCCCGGACCGAUGAGGUGCACCGUAUAACGGAGAAUGUCUACAAGUCCAUCAUGGAGCAGUUCAACCCUUGCUUGAGGAACUUUGUUGCCAUGGGGAAGACUUACGAGAAGGCCCUCUCCAGUGUGACAUUUGCAGCAAAAGGCUACUUCGACGCACUGGUGCGGAUGGGAGAGCUGGCCAGCGAGAGUCACGGCUCUAAGGAUCUUGAAGAGGCAGCAUGGGAUGUGCUGUUUCAGAUGGCAGAGGUUCACAGACAGAUUCAAAUGCAGCUAGAGGACAUGCUGAAAUCUUUCCACAAUGAACUACUCACAGAACUGGAGAAAAAAGUGGAAUUGGAUGUUCGCUACUUAAACGCAGCUCUGAAGAAAUAUCAGAUGGAACACAAAAGUAAAGGAGAGAGUCUGGAGAAGUGCCAGGCCGAACUGAAGAAACUACGCAGGAAGAGUCAGGGCAGCAAGAACCCCUCCAAAUAUGGAGACAAGGAGAUGCAGUACGUCGAGACCAUCAGCAGCAAACAAAAUGAGCUGGAUAACUACAUCGCUGAGAGCUACAAGAACGCCCUGUCUGAAGAGAGACGGAGGUAUUGCUUCCUUGUUGACCGUCAAUGUGCAGUGGCCAAAUCGAGCACCACCUACCACAACAAGGGCAGAGACUUGCUAACGCAGAAGAUCCCAUUGUGGCAACAAGCAUGUGCCGACCCAAAUAAACUCCCAGAGCGGGCGAUGCUUCUGGCCCAGCAGAUGGGCUCAGGAGCAGCGGGGACGCUGGGACACCACACCUCUAAAUCUAACCUGAUCAUCUCAGACCCCAUCCCUGGGGCCAAGCCGCUUCCUGUGCCACCUGAGCUGGCAGCUCUCAUGGGGAGCCAACAGUCGAGGAUGAUGGGAGCAGAUAGUUUGCCCAUAGUGAAUGGCUCAGGGGUCCAUGGAGGAGAAGAUUACCAACACUGGAUGGAUACCAGAGCCGCACACGAGAAAUCGUCCCUGCAGUCUCACAGACACGGUGGAGAGACCUUCUCCAAUACCCUACCUGUCCGCAAGGUUGCUCCUGUAAAGCCCAAAAACACUCUGGCAGAGACACAGACCCUGCCCAGGUCAAGCUCGAUGGCAGCCGGGCUGGAGAGAAAUGGCCGGACACGCGUUCAGGCCCUCUUCUCCCAUGCCGCCGGGGACAACAGCACUCUCCUCAGCUUUAUGGAAGGAGACAUCAUCACACUGUUGGUGCCUGAAGCCCGAGACGGCUGGCAUUACGGUGAAAACGAGAAGAACAGAAUGAGAGGCUGGUUCCCGUUUUCUUACACCCGUGUGAUUCCCGAACCUGACAGCAAUAAACUCCACGUCAGUUUGCAGCAAAGCAGGAGCAGCAGUACAGGAAAUCUUCUGGAGAGAGAGAUGGCAUUGCCAACACCUGAUUACGGCAUGCCCACACGCUUCCUCGCCCAGCAGCAGAGCACAUCACACAGCCGACAGAGACCGUACAGCGUGGCGGUGCCAGGACUCUCACAACAACGGCUUGAGGAGUACGAGUCUCGAUUCCAAACAAGCAGGAGCAGACGAACAUAGCUGACGUUUCUGAAGGUCUAGCCCAAACAUAAGUGCGGAGGUCAAAUUGAUUUCGACAGUGUGAGAGGACAGACAGACAGACAGACACACAGACACCACCCUCCCCUCCGUCCACACUCACUUCCCUGUCUUCCCUUAUCUCUCAACAAUCCAUCCCCCUUCACUCCACCCUCAGAGGAAGAGGAUCUAGAUCCACCCUUCCCUCCUUCUCUUUCCCUUAUUUUAUCCAAGUUGGAGGCAGCCUAAUGGAACCGGAAUGCUGAAUAUUCCAUGUUGACCUUCCUCAUCAUACGUUCCUACCAUGAGGAUAUUGAACUUAUUUUAAUAAACAUGUUAAAUUGUCUAUAUGUAUCUCUUGCCUGUCUUUCAUGCAUGUACAUGUCAGCAAUGUAUAAACUAAGUGCGUCACUUUUGCCAUCUAAGGGUCUGCUACGGAUUUAGCAUAAUUUUACUGACUUUUUCUUCUGUGGAACACAAAAAGGCUUAUAGUAUCUAAGCUGAUUUUUUUUCCUUAUAAUGAAAGUGGAUGGUGACCAAAGCUGUCUAGCAAGAUUUUCUGUUUCUGUGAUUGUCUGUUCCUCACACAAAGCUACUGGAUGGCUUCUCAAGUCAUAUGGACCACUUUUAUGGUGCACUUUUUUUGUCAUUUAGAGCUUGACAGCAACUGGUACCGAUCCACUUUCACUUUAUGGAAGAGAGAAGCUCAGAAAUCUAAAUUUUGUUUGUGUUCCGUGCAAGAAAGAAAUGUUGUAUGGGCUUGGAACGACAUGAGGGCAAGUAAAUUAAUUACAUUUUUUGUUGAACAAAAAUGUGUUUUAAAAUGAAACUGGUGUGGCAAUAUGUUUGAAUCUAUUGUUUGUAACAAUAACGGUGAGUUUAUCCAAGUACAAACGAAUGUUAAGGAUUUAAGAAAAAAUACAUUUAGAUUCAGGUGUUUUUUAAUUAUUCAUUUGGAUUGUACAACUGAAUGAAUAUGAUGUAAUUAUUAAACAGCUUUAAGUGUUUUUCCAUCUUAUAUUGCUGAUGUAAAGGGCCUCCGUGAUCUCAUAUCUCAUCUGGAGCGCCUUCAAUAAAGUAUCUGUUUUCUAAAUGCGUCAAGUGUUGAUUAGAGCAGGACAUGUGGAAUUAAUGUACAGUACAUACUUGACUUUUACAGUGUCUCAAGUGAAGACUGUUGAGUUCUGAAAGCCUUGAAGCUGAAUUGGAACAAAUUCUUUAAAAAUAUAAAUAUUGUUGUUUCUUGAAUUCAUGGUUCAUGCAUGAAAGAAAAGACAACUGGUACCUACAUUUCCAUGUCCCUUCACCAACCCCAAGUGAUGCAAUAAGCUGUGAGAACUGUAUGGUAGUGAUUUCACCACAGAUAAGGGGUAUAACCCCCUUAACAUGGUAAAUCACUGUAAUGCAUGGCAUAGAGUGGCUCAUUGCUCAUUUAAAAAAAAAAAAAAAAAACAGAAAGGAAGAAAACAAUAUAGUUUUAGUAUAGGUUGUUUACAGUUGCCAAGCAACAUCUCAACUUUAUUAAUGUAGAUAAAGUUCAAUCAGAUUUUAGAGUCGGAACUGUCUUUUUUCAUCCAUAUUACUGAUGUGCCAAGUCUUAAUAUAAUCCACGUGAUUCAGUGCCUUGUACAUAGUAUAUUUGUAAAUAGCAUAACUUUAAUCAAACACUGAAUUGUAAUCUAAUUAUUUUCUUUUGACAUGGAUGCAUUUAUUUUCUUUGGAUCAACAAGAUCCCUGUACAGCUUUUUGAUUCAAAACAUAUGUAAACACUAGCAAUAAUCAAAUUUGAUACCAUCUUUUUUUUUUUUUCAGUAACAAUUUACACAUUCUUAUAUGCUUAUAAUACACUUACACACCACUUGUGUGAGUUUUAUAGCCUUUUUCACAGGAGUGAAAGCUGAAGUCUUUUAGUUCCAGUGUUGUAAUGAAAGGGAACUGAUUAAACGCUUUGAAAUUGCCUUUUUAUAGAAACAAAAUGAUGAUUAAGCGACAAAAGAGGCGAUAGUUUUGAUGUUUCUCUGAUGUGAUAGAAACACUACAGUGCUUGUCUAUUAGUCAGCAAACAGUAAUUGUUUAAAGGUGCACUGCUUUACAUUUUCUCUGUAUUGUACUUGAAAUGCCAAUAUAUCGUUGUACAUGAAGGUGAUGCACAAUUAAAUAAAAUGCACCUUAAGCAAAGUCCAGACUGCACAAUCACUUUCCCUUAAAGGUUUUCACAUGUUUUCCCGCACUACAUAUUCUACCGGGUGCUUUGUGUCUGUCUCUCCUCCUGUAGUUUUUUUCUUUUGCUUUCUGUUUGUCUAUUUUGUGUGUAACUACACCAACGUCUUGCUGUAGCUCUGCCAACACUCUUCAUCUCUGUUUUGAUGAAUUUAGAGACAAAAGCAGUAAGGUGUCAAGGACUGGAAGCCAUUGCCAGUGUUUCUUCUUUCUGCACUAAAGUAAAGGCCAUGGUACAGCCGCCACGCUGAGAGAUCUGAGAUCUGACCACCUCUAUCAUGUUAUUUGUCGUUUUUUUCUGGAAUGCCCACUUUUGGAUGUAAAAGGAGAGAAAUUACAAUAACUGUACAGAAAAGUGUAUAUAUGCACUCCAAUAUGCAUGUAUUUUGGGCGAUACUAGAACUGUGUAACGUUGCUAAAUGAUCAUGUGACUUUCUACUCUUGAGAAGAUGAAUAAACAUUUCUUCAGA
Messenger RNA from Megalobrama amblycephala (Wuchang bream), 4501 nucleotides. RefSeq names its product BAR/IMD domain containing adaptor protein 2b (gene baiap2b). The coding region runs from base 225 to 1814 and encodes 529 amino acids. Gene Ontology annotation, cellular component: nucleoplasm; cytosol. Gene Ontology annotation, molecular function: protein binding; cytoskeletal adaptor activity. The record is from RefSeq and is a predicted model, not a curated record. NCBI's taxonomy places the organism in Eukaryota, Metazoa, Chordata, Actinopteri, Cypriniformes, Xenocyprididae. The transcript is spliced from 16 exons. Gene Ontology annotation, biological process: actin crosslink formation; plasma membrane organization; actin filament bundle assembly.